Molecule: messenger RNA, 1594 nt
Organism: Crotalus tigris (Tiger rattlesnake)
Lineage: Eukaryota; Metazoa; Chordata; Lepidosauria; Squamata; Viperidae
Gene: CFAP221
Product: cilia and flagella associated protein 221
Exons: 12
Coding region: 122-1495 (457 amino acids)
Biological process (GO): cilium assembly; cilium movement
Cellular component (GO): cilium
Source: RefSeq, a predicted model, not a curated record
UUUUGAGGCGGGCGGGCGCGAAGGGUUUUCUGCGCUACAGAUCGCACCUGGCCGGUCCACGGCUCACUCCUUCCUUUGUGGAAGGAUCUGCACUCCUGAAGUUGUAAAUUCCAAGAAGAGGAUGGAAGUUGUGAGUAAUAUUCAGACUGACUUCCACAGCACCAAAGAGUCUUUCAGAAGCCCUCCAUCCCUUCUUCUGGACAGCUUUGUGGAGGAGCCCCAGAAAAGAACUGAUGUUCCUCACCACCUCCUGGAAUCAAAGAUUUAUACAAAGCUAUUAAGAAAUAAUGCUAUACAGGCUAAACCUGCCAUCAUGCAUUAUGGAGGAUUUGAGGUAGAAAAACAUCAUCAGCAAGUGCUGAAACUGAUAAAUAUUUCCGGAGAAGUUAUAAAUAUCCAUAUUAUUCCGCCCGAGACAAACUAUUUCCAGAUCAAAUAUAACAAAAUUCAGCGGCUUGUCCCUGGCUUGUCCAUUACAGUAAUGGUUGAUUUCUGCCCUGAUGAAUGGCGAUACUACUAUGACUGCAUCCGAAUCCAUUCUCAGGGAGAUGAAACUUUGCUGAUCCCACUCCAUGCCUAUCCUGUGAUGAAUAAUGUAGAUUUUCCAUCCUACAUUAAUUUGUCGGAUGUUCCUUUGGGACAAUGUAAGCCCUAUGUGAUCCCAUUGCAGUGUAGCUGCCCCAUAGAUUUUGAGUUUCAGGUUGAAUACCUUCAGCCCCACAAAGCCUUUACUGUACAACCCAUGUCAGGAAUAAUUCCAGCCAGUGGGAAAUCAGAAGUGAUAGUUACGUUUGCACCUUUUGAAUAUGGGACAGCCCAAAUAAAAAUCCAGUUGUGGAUUUCACAGUUUAACUCAAAACCUUACACUUGUACGUUCACGGGAACAUCCACCCCACACCUAAGUUUAACAAGGGGAGACUUUGAGGACCAAGAGUCACUUUUGCAUAGAAUACCAAAGUCUUCUGAAAAAGCCGUGUUUUGCCUGCCACAGAAAACAAUAUCACCAAAAGAAAAAAAAUCCAGGCCGCUACAAAAAGGACAGACUAUUGAAUAUAAAAACUUGAGGUUCCCUGUUGAUUUGUCAAAUCCUUACGCUGUGGGAACAGUUUUGAUUCAAGAACCAGGAAAAUUGAAGAUUAAACAUUUAAGAGAAGUUCUAGGAGGACAAGGUGAUGGAGGGACUAAAACACGACAGAUAAAAGAAGCUGUUUUUCAGCUGAAAGUCAAACAGGAUGUACAAGAAGAAGAAAUUAAUCAACUUAAGUGGCAAGUUCAUUUAGGUAAAGAUCCCAUAUGUCCAACUGUUCAAAAACAAAUCCUUGAAGAUCGACUGAAAGAAGAAGAACUUUACAAGGUGAGGGUGGAGUACAAAAAUAACCCCUGGAUUUACAUAUAUAUCUAUGGAGAUUCAUCCAGGUCAUGGUUGUUCCAGAGAUGUUUUUCUUUUUUUUUCUUUUUUCAAAAGGCAGCUGGACUUUCUUGGUGUUUUCUUUGAAAAUCUUUUGCUUCAGGAACUGAAGAAGCUUCUUGGAUGAGAAGCAAAACAGUUUCAAAGAAAACACCAAGAAAGUCCAGCUGCCUUGGGGAAAGAAAC